Molecule: messenger RNA, 1379 nt
Organism: Engraulis encrasicolus (European anchovy)
Lineage: Eukaryota; Metazoa; Chordata; Actinopteri; Clupeiformes; Engraulidae
Product: N-formyl peptide receptor 2-like
Exons: 2
Coding region: 1-1362 (453 amino acids)
Biological process (GO): positive regulation of cytosolic calcium ion concentration; inflammatory response; phospholipase C-activating G protein-coupled receptor signaling pathway
Cellular component (GO): plasma membrane
Molecular function (GO): G protein-coupled receptor activity; complement receptor activity
Source: RefSeq, a predicted model, not a curated record
AUGUCUGACUAUGAAUACCCUGACUACUAUGAUGAUGACAUAUUCCUGCCAUCAUCCCCUGGCUGGUCCUGUGAUGCCCUGUGUGUCUUCAUCCUCGUGGUCUGCAUCACCAUCUCCAUUCUGGGCGUCCUGGGAAACGGCCUCGUCAUCUGGAUCAUUCUUCUGAAGACAAAGCGUUCGGUCAACUCCUCGUGGUACUUCAGCCUGGCAGUAUCGGACCUCUUGCUCUGCAGCACACUUCCUUUCAACUGUGCGUACUGGAUAGCUGGGCAGUGGCAUUUUGGGGGGUUUAUGUGCAAGUUCAUCAACAUGGCCAUGCCUUUGAACAUGUACAGCAGCAUAUUCCUUCUGGUCAUUGUCAGUGUAGACCGCUGCAUAUGUGUCAUCUUGCCUGUGUGGUCUCAGAACCACCGCACUCUGAGAGCGCCACCACCUGCCUGGUCCUGUGGCGCUCUGUGUGUCUUUGUCCUUCUAUCAAGCACCAUCAUCUUCGUUCUGGGCGUCCUGGGAAACGGCCUCGUCAUCUGGAUCAUUGGUGUGAAGACAAAGCGCUCGGUCAACUCCUCGUGGUACUUAAGCCUGGCAGUAUCUGACUUCUUGCUCUGCAUCACUGUGCCAUUCAACUCAGUGUACAUGACAACCGGAGAGUGGCAUUUCGGCCUUUUUAUGUGCAAGUUCAUUAGUGUGGUCAUGCCUCUGAACAUAUACGGCAGCGUAUUCCUUCUGGUCAUUGUUAGCAUGGACCGCUGCAUGUGCAUCAUCUUUCCUGUGUGGUCUCAGAACCACCGCACGGUAAGAAGUUCCUCAGUCGUCAUUGCUGCAGCCUGGAUUCUCUCCGCGGCACUCUCCCUCCCCACCCUGUUGUUCUAUGACACACAUGACAGACACGGCACGAUUCUUUGUGGUUACAAUAUCACUGAGGCACUGAUGUCAAUGGGGACAUUGGUCGUGAUGGGUUUUGUAUUUGGGCUAGCCCUUUCUUUGGUGGUUAUAGUAGUUUGCUAUGCCAUCAUUAUGCAGAAGCUGAGAGUCAAUUGCAUGACAAAAUCAUCCAAACCAUUUCGACUCAUGACAGCUGUUAUAAUCAUAUUUGUCAUCUGCUGGGUGCCUUACCAAAUCUUUAAACUCCUGAACAUUAACCACGUUCCCAAUAUUAAAACGGGGACUCAAAUCUCCAUCAUGCUGGCCUAUGCCAACAGCUUCAUCAAUCCACUGUUGUACUCCUUCAUGGGCCAAGACUUCAGAAAUAGAUGCCUAAGGUCCAUUUGUGCAAGGAUGGAAAACGCCUUACAAGAGGAGGGCCAGUCCACAAGGGGAAUAUCAAUGUCCAGAUCUGCAGAGAGUCAAAAUAUUUCUGUUUAAAAUAUAAUCUAUGUGUU